This is a messenger RNA of Electrophorus electricus (electric eel), 855 nucleotides long. It is a transcript of the gene golph3l, whose product is annotated as golgi phosphoprotein 3-like. The record is from RefSeq and is a predicted model, not a curated record. Gene Ontology annotation, biological process: Golgi to plasma membrane protein transport; retrograde vesicle-mediated transport, Golgi to endoplasmic reticulum; Golgi vesicle budding. Gene Ontology annotation, molecular function: phosphatidylinositol-4-phosphate binding. Gene Ontology annotation, cellular component: trans-Golgi network; cytosol; Golgi cisterna. Lineage: Eukaryota; Metazoa; Chordata; Actinopteri; Gymnotiformes; Gymnotidae.
AUGACAACUCUGACUAAGAGGAAUCGGCGUUCUGACACGCCUCUGGAGAGGCGGAGUUCAAACGAAGAGGAGGGACAGAGGGGCGGGGCCACAGAUGAUGAUGUAGAUGACUCUAAAGGACUACGAUUCACUCUGAUGGAGGAGGUGCUUCUGCUCGGGCUAAAAGAUAAAGCGGGUUAUACUUCAUUCUGGAAUGACUGCAUCUCGUCUGGCCUGAGGGGGGCCAUGUUGGUGGAGCUGGCACUGAGGGGGAGAAUUCACCUCGAACCCCAGACCACUAGAAAGAGGAAACUACUGGACCGCAGGGUAUUGUUUAUAUCAGCUGCCCCAACAGGAGAUGUAUUGCUGGAUGAGGCACUGAAGCACAUCAAGAACACACAGCCUCCAGAGACCGUGACCAGCUGGAUUGAUCUACUCACAGGGGAAUCCUGGAACCCUCUGAAGAUGCACUUCCAGAUACAACAGGUGCGUGAACGUUUGGCCAAGAGCCUGGUAGAGAAGGGUGUCCUAACGACGGAGAAGCAGAACUUCGUGCUGUUUGACGUGACGACGCACCCCCUGGUGGACAGUGGGGAGAAGGAGCGUCUUCUGCAGCGCCUGCAGGCCUCACUGCUGGACCGCUGGACUAGUGACCUGCAACACGUACCCCCACGCAGCCUCGCCCUGCUGCUGCUGGCCCAAGCCUCCAACGUGCUUGACGACGCCCUCACAUCACUUCCCGAUGACAACUAUGAAACCGCCACUCAGCGAACCCAGCGCCUACUGGAUGCCAACCCUGACCUGCAGAGUGCAAAGGUCACAACCCCUGGUGAGGAGAUGAUCUGGGCAGUGAUGGCUGCCUUUAACAGACGCUGA